AUGCGGAAGGAGUGCGAGAGACUUCGGGGAAGGCUUCAGUUUGCAUCUAACCAGAUAGCGGGAAAGCGGGCUGGCAGGGCCUUCAAAGUUUUGAUGCGGCAUCUUGUCAGCAACCGCUCGGCGUUGGGCGAUGAUCUAAAGCUCGCUUUGCUCUUCCUGCGUGACUGCUUUCUGGACGGACCGCCGAGAUCCUUGAAUGCAAACAUCCUUCACCUUUGGCGCAUCUACGUGGAUGCUUCUUGUGACGACAACAAGGUCGGCCUGGGAGGCGUGCUUGUCUCAGAGCAGGGAUCAAAGGUUGCAUACUUCAGUGAGUGGGCGGCCGACGAGCUGAAGGAAAUCGUCGCUCCAACUAGCAAGAAUCCAAUCUUCGAGUUCGAGUGCUUAGCUGUGUUGCUUGCCAUCAAAACUUGGUCGGGCCUGAUCGGCGGCUGCAGUCUGGUAAUCUUCUCUGACAACGAGGGCACGAAAGCUUGCCUGGUCAAGGGCUCUUCCGACAACGAGGUGGGCAUGGCCAUCGUCGACAACGUCCAUAAAUCAUUGGACGAUGCGGGCUGCAAUGCAUGGUUCGAAAGGGUAAACACCGCUUCGAAUGUCUCGGACGGGCCAUCAAGGGGUGAUCAGUCUGAAAGCCUGGGAGUACGUUUCGUGACAGAUGCAACCUCAGUUGCGCGAUCAGCGCUGGUUCCUUGGGGUAGCGUCAACGCAUGA
Molecule: messenger RNA, 711 nt
Organism: Symbiodinium necroappetens
Lineage: Eukaryota; Dinophyceae; Suessiales; Symbiodiniaceae
Source: the annotation of a GenBank genome assembly